AAGGCGGGGCCACCGCCGCCUGCUUCCUCCGAAAGCGUGGGUACAGUGCGCGGGAGCGAGGGUAUACCGAAAAGCUCCGACGUCUGGCCAUCAGAGGCCGGCUUUCCAAGUUCCACGGACGACCGCUAAGAUUGCUCAUGACUGUGCCUGCCAUCAACCUGCGAGGACCUCGACAGCGAACGCUGCCGGGCCGCAAGGGGCAGCGGGGACGGAGGGCACCGGCCUCCUCGAGUGCCGGCGCAGGGCGCUCCGGUGGCCUCAAACUUCGGUUCGCGUACCUCGUCUUCGUCAUGGGUGUCGUGUCGUGGGUCAAACCUGCUUCAGCCAUGUCUAUAAGGAAGGAUGAAGUUCCCCAGCAGUUAUCAGCCCCACUGGAAUGGAUCCGCCAACAGAACUUAUGUCCACCAGGAUUCUAUCUGGAAGAAGUCAGUGGAGGUUGUGCCCCUUGCACCGAUGGGAUAGACUACACCAGUCAUUCAAACAGCCUCCCUUCUUGCUUACCUUGCACGACUUGCAAAUCAGAAGAAGAAGAAAAAAAUCGCUGCACCUCCAGCAAGGACACUGAGUGUCAGUGCAAACCCGGCACUUUCCGUGGAGAAGAUGCACCUGAAUUCUGUCAAAAAUGCAGCGCCGGGUGCCCUGAUGGGAAGGUCAUGGUCAUGAACUGUACCCCCUGGAGCAAUGUCAAGUGUAUGGACCAAGAAUCAGGCCCUUCACCGCUGGUGACUAACAUUUUCACUGGACUUGGAAUCACAGCUGGAAUCACCUUUGUCCUAAUAGGAUGUGUUGUAUGUUGCUUCUGUAAAGACUCGGGGUGUCCCGCUUGCAGUCACAGGCCCGGGGCUCUUUGUUCAGUGUCUGUCCCUGGGGAGGGAGGUGCGGCCAGAGGACCCUCCCCACCACUCAGUGGCGUCUCUUCUCUUCGAGGUUGCUUUGGUGAAUGCUGCCACAAGGAAAAGAAGCUGACAGAAGAUAAUGCCCAGUCCCAAGAUGAAGCAAGCAGAGAGUCUGGUGAAACCAGCAGCAUCUGCAGGAUCUCAGGGGAGAAGAUGGCUGCUGGUUCCAACAGACGCCACAGAAAAUGAGUGUUUUUUUCCUGGGCAGUGGAUCAGGAGUGGAGGGAAGAGGGACAGUGUCCUAAUUUCUGUCUCCUAAUAGCUGUUAGGGCCACUCAGAGAAGGGAUGGCUUGUCCCUGAACCAUCAAGACUCUAAUUCCCUCCCUGCUCCCUCCUCUUUUUCCCACCCUGCACCCCUCUGUCCUCUAACAGUGGCCCCUAACACCUCCCUGUCCUUCCCUCCUCCACCAUCCUCUCUCCUCCCUGGUUGCUCAGGGCCAGGUUGACCCACUCUGAGACAUCUGAGAGGUUGUGCUGUCCAGCGGGACACCCACUGGCCCAGGGAGGCUGUGGAGCACCUGUCCAUGCAUGCUAAGUCGCUUUAAUCAUGUCUGACUCUUUGCAACCCCAUGGACUAUAGCCUGCCAGGCUCCUCAGUCCAUGGGAUUCUCCAGGCAAGAAUACUGGAGUGGGUUACCAUGCCCUCCUCCAAGGAUCAUUCCAACCCAGGGAUUGAACCCACAUCUUACAUCUCCUGCAUUAGCAAGCAGGUUCUUUGCCGAUGGCACCACUUGGGAAGCCCCGUGGAGCACCUGAACUGUGGCUAAACCUGAUGAGCUGUAGUAUAUAAGUCAAUACUGUAGUUCAAGGAGUUGGCAGAAAAAAGGACUGUAAUUUGUCUCGUUAACAGUUUUUUGUUGUUGUUGUUGCACAUUGAUUACAUGUUGAGGGGCUUCCCUGCUGGCUCAAAUGGUAAAGAAUUUGCCUGUAAUGCAAGAGAACAGGGUUCAGUCCCUGGGUUGGGAAGAUCCCCUGGAAAACGGAAUGGCAACCCACUCCAGUAUUCUUGCCUGGAGAAUCUCAUGGACAGAGCCUGGCGGGCUGCAGUCCAUGAAGUGACAGACUCGGACACACAGCCGAGUAACUAAGAAUACAUAUUGCAGUGAAAAUUUUAACUUACUUUUAAUUGGAGGAUGAUCGCUUCCCGGUGUUGUGCUGGUUUCUGCUGUAGAGCGACAUGAACCAGCCAUGGGGGUACAUAUAUCCCCACCCUCUUGAGCCUCCUUCCAGCGCCCCCAUCCCACCUCCCUUAGGUUAUCACAGAGCACUGGAUUGAGCUCUCUGUGUUAUAAAGCAACUUCCCAUUAGCUGUCUAUGUUACACACUGAAAUGAAAUUUUUUUUGGAAUACUUUGAGUUAGUACCGUAUGUAAUGAAAAUGAGUAUUGUUGUUUUUCAUGUUUUCAGUGUAGCUGUUGAAGAAUAUGAACUUGUGUUGGGUGCCCUCCUUAUGUACUGUGGAUGGUGGGGUGCACAGCAUUGAAUCCGCAGCACAGUCCAUGAAGCGGGUGGUGUUUGCUCCAUUUUAUGGUUAAAUUCUUGCUCAGAGUCUGUCCCCAUCCAGCUCUACCGCAGUGUCAGGCAGUGAGGCUGAGCGGGGUGUGAGGCCGGAGACCUUCCUCCCUCCAGGCCUUUGCUUUGUCCCCAGUGCAGAGGCGGCAGCCAGGGGACCUCACCCUCCUGAGACAGGCAGGUGCCCUCCUCUGAGGUCUGUUGCCCCUCGCUGUCCCACCCUGUCUCCUAUCACAGAUGCCUUCUCCCUCUGUGACAGCAGUCUUCUCUUCCAGAUGGGCCCUCAUCCCCUGCUUAGGGCAGGACUCUCUGCUGACCUGGACUGCCCCCCACUGCCCUGGGUGCUGGCGAAGCCCAAUGCCCAGUGCUGGUGUGGCUUGUUUCUCUGCUGCUGGGAAGCAGGCCAGGGGCGCAGAGCAGCAGGCUCACCAGCAGGGGGAGCGCCUCAGGUUCCCACCCUGAAGUCUAGGCCUGACUUGAGGGUCCUCUGACUUUGUGAAAGCCCGUUCCAACUCUGUCUCUGUGACUUUCCCCCA
Molecule: messenger RNA, 2944 nt
Organism: Dama dama (fallow deer)
Lineage: Eukaryota; Metazoa; Chordata; Mammalia; Artiodactyla; Cervidae
Product: tumor necrosis factor receptor superfamily member 10A-like
Exons: 9
Coding region: 138-1085 (315 amino acids)
Biological process (GO): positive regulation of apoptotic process; TRAIL-activated apoptotic signaling pathway
Cellular component (GO): cell surface; plasma membrane
Molecular function (GO): TRAIL binding
Source: RefSeq, a predicted model, not a curated record